Aspergillus melleus is the source of this 1692-nucleotide messenger RNA. It is a transcript of the gene clxA, whose product is annotated as calnexin. Lineage: Eukaryota; Fungi; Ascomycota; Eurotiomycetes; Eurotiales; Aspergillaceae. Gene Ontology annotation, biological process: protein folding. Bases 1 to 1692 code for a protein of 563 amino acids. Gene Ontology annotation, molecular function: calcium ion binding. Gene Ontology annotation, cellular component: endoplasmic reticulum membrane; endoplasmic reticulum. The transcript is spliced from 3 exons. The record is from RefSeq and is a predicted model, not a curated record.
AUGCGUAUCAACGCCGCCUUUACCUCGGCUCUGGUGUCCUCGGCCACUCUCAUGGGUUAUGCCCACGCAGAGGAGGCUGAAAAGCCCGCCGACGCUACUUCCGUCGUCGAGAAGCCUACCUUCACCCCUUCUACCAUCAAAGCUCCUUUCGUUGAACAGUUCACGGAGGGCUGGGAUUCGAGAUGGACUCCGUCUCACGCCAAGAAGGAUGACUCCAAGUCGGAGGAGGACUGGGCCUACGUCGGUGAAUGGUCCGUGGAGGAACCCAGCGUCUUCAAGGGUAUCGAGGGCGACAAGGGUCUCGUCGUCAAGAACGCUGCGGCCCACCACGCCAUCUCGGCCAAGUUCCCCAAGAAGGUGGACAACAAGGGCAAGACCCUGGUUGUCCAGUACGAGGUCAAGCCGCAGAACUCUCUGGUCUGCGGUGGUGCCUACCUGAAGCUUCUCCAAGAGAACAAGAAGCUUCACGCCGAGGAGUUCUCCAACGCGACUCCCUAUGUCAUCAUGUUCGGUCCCGACAAGUGCGGUGCUACCAACAAGGUGCACUUCAUCUUCCGUCACAAGAACCCCAAGACCGGCGAGUAUGAGGAGAAGCAUCUCAAGGCUCCCCCUGCUGCCCGUACCUCGAAGCUCACUUCGCUGUACACCCUGGUCAUCAAGCCCGACCAGACCUUCCAGAUCCUCAUCGACGGCGAGUCGGUCAAGGAGGGCAGCUUGCUGGAGGACUUCAACCCUCCCGUCAACCCCGAGAAGGAGAUUGAUGACCCCAAGGACAAGAAGCCCUCCGACUGGGUUGACGAGGCUAAGAUUGCCGACCCCGAGGCCAAGAAGCCCGAGGACUGGGAUGAGGAGGCUCCCUUCGAGAUUGUCGACGAGGAGGCCACUAUCCCCGAAGACUGGCUGCAGGACGAGCCCACUAGCAUCCCCGACCCCGAGGCUGAAAAGCCUGAGGACUGGGAUGAUGAGGAGGAUGGUGACUGGAUCCCUCCCACCGUCCCCAACCCCAAGUGUAACGAGGUCUCCGGCUGUGGUGCCUGGGAGGCUCCCAUGAAGAAGAACCCCGCCUACAAGGGCAAGUGGUCCGCUCCUCUGAUCGACAACCCGGCCUACAAGGGACCCUGGGCUCCCCGCAAGAUCGCCAACCCCGCCUACUUUGAGGACAAGACCCCCUCCAACCUGGAACCUAUUGGCGCUAUUGGCUUCGAGAUCUGGACCAUGCAGAACGACAUCCUGUUUGACAACAUCUACAUCGGUCACUCCGUCGAGGAUGCUGAGCAGCUUCGCAAGGAGACUUUUGACGUCAAGCACCCCGUCGAGGCGGCCGAGGAGGAAGCCUCCAAGCCCAAGCCCGAAGAGAAGCCCGUCACUACCAGCGUUAGCUUCAAGGAGGACCCCGUCACCUACAUCCGUGAGAAGGUCGACUCCUUCGUUGUUCUCGCCAAGCAGGACCCCGUCAACGCCGUGAAGCAGGUUCCCGAGGUCGCCGGUGGUCUCGGUGCUCUUGUGCUGACGAUGGUCCUCAUCAUCGUUGGCGCUAUCGGCUCUAGCACUCCCGCUCCCGCUCCCGCCAAGAAGGGCAAGGAAGCCGCCGGAGCAGGCAAGGAGAAGGCUGGCUCUGCCACCACUUCUUCGGCCGACACUGACAACAAGGGCAAGGCCACCAAGCGUACCACGCGGUCGUCGGCGGAGUAA